AAAGUGGGUAAUUCGAUAUAACUUGUCAAAGAUAUAUGUAAUAGACAAUUUUGUGGAGUUACGAUGUCACUAAAAAUAUAGCGGUAGUCAAGAAGCACGUCUAUUUAUUUCUCCCUAUUUGACGAUAGUUUAGUGGCGUACGAGUUCGGGAUAUUUAAAAAAAAUAAAAUAAAAGUGAAAAUGGCGUGCGGAAAAUUAAAUGAGUUUGACAUUAAUUCCGGUAACUGGACAUUAUACGUGGAAAGGUUAGAAAUGUAUUUAAAAGUGAACAAAGUGGAAAAGGACUUAUGGCUGCCUACUUUAAUUACCGCGAUCGGUGACCAAGCAUAUGAAUUGCUUAGCAGUUUGGCGAGUCCGUUAAAACCAGCGCAAUUAACGUAUGAUGCGGCGGUUGCAUUAUUACAUAAUCAUUUGCAACCUCGGCCGUCCGUAAUGGCGGAACGUUAUCGCUUCCGACAAAGAAGACAAAGGAACGAUGAAUCUGUGGCGCAGUACGUAACAGAAUUAAAAAAAUUGUCAAAAUAUUGUGAAUUUACAAAUAAUCUAGAAGAAAAUUUGCGUGAUCAAUUAGUGUGUGGAUUACGGAGUGACGUCACAAGGCAGAGGUUAUUCGCUGAGGAUAAUUUAAAUUAUAACGGCGCGUUGAAGUUGGCAUGUGCCCUAGAAGCAGCUGAACGGGAUGCUGCGGUGGUGGAGGGCUCGAAGGUAGCCUCUGUAGAAGGGGUUCACGUGAUGAUGGGCCAUGGAUCAAAGGAGCCUGAAACAAGGCAAAGUGGGCCGAAGCAGCAUGGACCUAGGCACCCUGUCCCAAGUGAGUGGACACGGGAGGUGGACAAAAACUGUUCGACGUGCGGGAAGGCAGGCCAUAAUAACAAGGUUUGCCGCUAUAAAGGUUUUACAUGUCGGAUAUGUAAGAAAAAAGGACAUCUGCAACGGGUUUGUCCGAGGUCUGGAAGCCCUAGAAGAGGAAAGAAAGUCAAUCAUGUGGCUGCUUCUGAUCGAUCGGACGGUGAUAGCAGUUCGGAAGACAUGGAAGAGGAGUUGCAUCAACUCAGCCUAAAUAGUUAUAAGCCGUGGCGGGCUGGGGUGCUUCACGGGCGGCAAGGCUCAGUUGCGAGUGCGGGAUGGAGCGACCCCAGUGUUCUGUCGCGCGAGGCCGUUACCUUACGCGCUGAAGGGUCAAGUGGAGGCGGAAUUAGAUAAAAUGCUGCGAGACGGCAUCAUUGAACCGGUGAACAGUUCGGACUGGGCAACUCCGUUAGUACCGGUACGUAAAAGUGAUGGAGGAUUACGUUUAUGCGCGGAUUAUAAAAUUACAAUUAAUCCCGUCUUACUGAUCGAUAGGUAUCCUUUACCGAAAAUUGAGGACUUAUUAGUUAGUUUGAAUGGAGCUCAAUUGUUUUCGAAAAUCGACUUAUCGCAAGCCUACAACCAAAUCGAAUUAGAUAGUUCUAAGGACUUGACAGUUAUUAAUACACAUAGGGGGUUAUUUAAGUAUAAUAGGUUGGUAUUUGGGCUGUCAUCUAGUCCGGGGAUUUUUCAACGUAUAAUGUCCCAGUUGCUUGGUGAUAUUCCUGGAGUAGAAGUAUUUCUGGACGAUGUCAUAAUUGGAACCAAGGGGGGUCGCGAGGAGCAUUUAGCUACACUCGAAAAAGUUUUUUAUAAAUUGCAAUCUCACGGUAUGAAAUUAAAAAAAAAAAAAUGUUCAUUUUUAGUAGAAGAAGUUAAGUAUUUGGGCUAUGUAAUAUCUAAAGAGGGUGUUAAGGUAGAUAAGGAUAAAAUUGAAGCCAUUGUUCGAAUUCCACGUCCAAAAGAUGUAUCCGAGCUAAGGUCAUUUUUGGGCUUAGUUAAUUUUUAUGCUAAAUUUGUUAAAAACAUAAGUCAAAUUUUGUAUCCGUUAUAUAAAUUAUUAAAAAAAGGAAUAGGGUGGAAAUGGUCAAAUGGUUGCGAAGAAGCGUUUAUUAAAAUUAAAAAAAUUUUAACGAGUACGAAAGUCUUAGCCCACUACGAUGCGCAAAAACCAUUAAGUCUAACUUGUGACGCGAGCUCAAGAGGCAUCGGCGGCGUCCUCGCCCAACCGGAGCCGGGGGGCGCCGAGCGGCCGGUAGUGUACGUAUCGCGCGCGCUAACAGAGACCGAGACGCAUUAUUCACAGAUCGAUCGUGAGGCGCUUGCAAUUGUAUUUUGUUUAAAAAAAUUACAUCAA
Messenger RNA from Vanessa atalanta (red admiral), 2206 nucleotides. RefSeq lists its product as uncharacterized. The record is from RefSeq and is a predicted model, not a curated record. The coding region runs from base 181 to 1203 and encodes 340 amino acids. The transcript has 2 exons. Gene Ontology annotation, molecular function: zinc ion binding; nucleic acid binding. Lineage: Eukaryota; Metazoa; Arthropoda; Insecta; Lepidoptera; Nymphalidae.